AUGGAGUCCCAGCGACCGCCCGUUUUCACGUCCAGUAACCAAGAAGGUGUGGAGGCGGUGAUAAAAGGCAAAGGUAGCUACGCAUUUCUGAUGGAAUCCACAUCGAUAGAAUAUGUGAUAGAAAGGAACUGCGAGUUAACGCAAGUCGGUGGAAUGUUGGAUUCCAAAGGUUACGGGAUCGCUACACCACCAAAUUCUCCAUUUAGAACUCCAAUUAGUGGUGCCAUUUUAAAACUUCAAGAAGAAGGAAAGCUUCACAUAUUGAAGACACGAUGGUGGAAAGAGAAGAGGGGAGGAGGAAAAUGCCGAUCCUCUUUAUGUAAAGAAAUGGCAACUGAAUUCCGACACGUUGUAUGUUGUCGGAACGACUCGAAAUCGACGAAAAAGAAAAGGCCCUGUAGUCCUGCUAUCUUGGACGACGGAUUAUAUCAUCCGUCGGGUUCUUAUACGUCCUACGGUUUUGUCAGUAAAGAUAUUUUGAACUAA
Messenger RNA from Diabrotica balteata, 486 nucleotides. Lineage: Eukaryota; Metazoa; Arthropoda; Insecta; Coleoptera; Chrysomelidae. The record is from the annotation of a GenBank genome assembly.